Molecule: messenger RNA, 327 nt
Organism: Cyphellophora attinorum
Lineage: Eukaryota; Fungi; Ascomycota; Eurotiomycetes; Chaetothyriales; Cyphellophoraceae
Exons: 2
Coding region: 1-327 (108 amino acids)
Source: RefSeq, a predicted model, not a curated record
AUGUCAAGCUACAAGUACGAAUACCUCGUCACUGUCCCCGACCACGUCGACGGAGGACUACAGAAACGCAUUGAUGCCCGACCCACUCACCUCAAGAACUUGACACCACGCGUCCAGUCCGGCCAGGUUGUGUUUGGAGGUGCUUUUCUGGGCAGCCAGCCUGAAGAAGGUGCUCGCCAGAUUAGAAGUGUGAUGCUCAUCAAGGCCAACAGCGAGGAAGAGGUCAGGAAGAUCGUUGAAGAGGACGUCUAUGUCCAGGCUGGCGCAUGGGAUCUGAGCAAGAUGACCAUUUUACCCUUCAAGUGCGCGGUGAGGACUCCGCUGUAA